Molecule: messenger RNA, 441 nt
Organism: Fulvia fulva
Lineage: Eukaryota; Fungi; Ascomycota; Dothideomycetes; Mycosphaerellales; Mycosphaerellaceae
Product: Ecp44
Exons: 1
Coding region: 1-441 (146 amino acids)
Source: RefSeq, a predicted model, not a curated record
AUGCUUCUCACCAACAUCCUCACCACCGCCACCCUCUUCCUCGGCCUCACCAGCGCCUACACCCAGCCCAAACAACCUCCAAGCUGGGGCGCCCUCACUCGUCCUGACACAACUCACCCAGUGACCAAAGGCGUUCCCUUCCGCGUCACCUGGGACUACAAAGCCCCAGCCAAGACCGUCAGUCUCGUCAUCUGCCGUGGUCCUCCUACCAACUGCAAGCCUGAUCCUCAGCCCAUCAAGGGUGGUAGUCGCGUGCCUGCCUCGCAAGGCUACGUUGACUGGACCCCGGCUUGCCAUCUGCCACCUGGCAAGGCUGGAACUCAGUCGGGCUAUGGAAUGUUGGUCAUUGUUGAUGAGACUGGCGAGUUCCAGUACAGCACGCAAUUCAGCGUGUUGGCGAAUCCGAGUGUUUGCGCGAAGAAGGCUAUGUUCAAGGCUUGA